Molecule: messenger RNA, 1254 nt
Organism: Humulus lupulus (European hop)
Lineage: Eukaryota; Viridiplantae; Streptophyta; Magnoliopsida; Rosales; Cannabaceae
Exons: 2
Coding region: 1-1254 (417 amino acids)
Source: RefSeq, a predicted model, not a curated record
AUGGCAGACCUCUAUCGGAACGAGAAAGGGGAAAAUGAACAUUCGAAGGCAUGUCUGCAGCGUUUCAUUGACCUCGUGCAUCAAAUCCACGGUGUCGACCCGGUCACCGCGGCCAAUCUCUUCGUCAAAAGCUUGCAGGUGGGAUCUCUCUUGCACGAAAAUCUCACCAUGACACCACCUUAUGACAUGGCAGAGAUUCAGAUCCGAGCUGAGGGCGUCUUCAAAGUCCUAGAAUUUCGAGAGCGUGCACAGAAGAAGUCUGCAUUUAUCUCCGCUCCACCAGCAAAUAACCCUCCACCACCUGCUAGGGAUGACAAGAGGAAGAGGCAACAUACAGACCACCCAAAAGAAGGAAAGAGGCCAAGACAGAAUCGAGACUCACCACGGUACCUUUCCUUCGAAUACACCGUCCCACAGGAAGUCAUUUACGAAGAGAAUAAAGACAGACCAAUCUGGCAAGAGCCGUAUAAGAUUACCACUCCACCAAACAGGAGGGAUAAAAAUAGAUAUUGCCUCUUCCACAAAGAUCACGGUCAUACCAUCGCUGAGUGUCACAACCUGAACAAUCAGAUCCAGGCCCUCAUAAGAAAUGGGAGGCUAACCCAAUACAUUAAGGAGGCAGGUAGACCUAGCACCUCGCAGCAUAUUCCUGCUUCUGCCCCAACACCACAAGCAGCAGCAGACCCCUUGCGCACAGCCUCUGCAAGCCCACAAGAACCUCUUAAGCAAGUCCCCAUGAUACAUGGGAUCGUGGAGCUCACUGAAAACCAAGAGCACGCCACCAAAAUCCGUAAAAGGAUGGAGGAACGGGUCGACCAUUGCCAGUUGGGCAGAGUUCUAGUCGACGGGGGCAGUGGGGUUGACAUCCUCUUCUGGGAAGCCUUCCAGAAGAUGGGGCUAGAGGAAAAUCAGAUCCAGACCUCCACUACGCCCGUCUUGGGAUUUAACAGCCAGAGAGUAUACCCGAAGGGCAUCGUGCGAUUAACCGUGGUGGCCGCGGAGCGUACCCUACCAGUAGACUUCCUGAUUAUAGAUUCUAUCACAAGCUACAACGCCAUCAUGGGGAGAAAUUGGAUCCACAGGAUGCAAGGGGUAGUCUCAACUUUGCAUCAGGUGAUGCGAUGCCUCUCGUCCAACGGGCACUACACCAUCGACAUCAAAGGAUGUCAGAAGCAGGCCAAGAAGUGCUUCCUUACCUUGAAAGAAAUAAACAAUUCUGGCACUUCCUCCCAUGAUGACAAUCCUGACAAAUAG